Messenger RNA from Mangifera indica (mango), 1878 nucleotides. RefSeq names its product protein DETOXIFICATION 16-like. Gene Ontology annotation, cellular component: membrane. Gene Ontology annotation, molecular function: xenobiotic transmembrane transporter activity; antiporter activity. Gene Ontology annotation, biological process: xenobiotic detoxification by transmembrane export across the plasma membrane. The transcript is spliced from 8 exons. Lineage: Eukaryota; Viridiplantae; Streptophyta; Magnoliopsida; Sapindales; Anacardiaceae. The record is from RefSeq and is a predicted model, not a curated record. The coding region runs from base 90 to 1523 and encodes 477 amino acids.
AAAACAAAUGAAAGGGCCUAAAAUGUUAUGUGGUGUAGAAACUACAAACUCUUAGGCUUCAAUAUUACUAAAUCAAUCAAGUAGCUAGGAUGGAAAGGGGAGAAAAUCCAUGUCUCAAGUCUCCUCUUAUUGGUAAUCAAGAAGAAGCAUCAGGUUAUGGAUUUGAUGGGGAAACUUCUCAUCAGGAAGGUAUUAGUAUUUGUGCAAAUUUUGUUGAAGAAGCAAGGAAGCAACUAUGGCUGGCAGGGCCACUUAUUGCAGUCAGCUUGUUGCAGUAUUGCCUACAAGUGAUAGCAAUUAUGUUUGUUGGUCAUCUUGGAAAGCUGGCUCUUUCCAGUGCCUCCCUGGCCUCUUCCUUUGCCUCAGUCACUGGCUUCAGUGUUUUGUUAGGAAUGGGGAGUGCCCUGGAGACGCUAUGCGGACAAGCCUAUGGAGCCAAGCAGUACCAUAUGCUUGGAAUUCACACACAGAGAGCAAUGCUAACUCUUCUAGCGAUAAGUGUUCCCCUUACUGUAAUAUGGUUCUAUACCAGCACCAUUCUUAUAGCUCUGGGCCAAAAUCCUGAGAUAUCUAUUGCAGCCGGAACCUUCAAUUGUUGGAUGAUUCCUAGCCUUUUCGCCUACGGCCUGCUUCAAUGUCUAAACAGAUUUUUACAAACUCAGAACAAUGUUUUUCCUAUGCUGAUUAGCUCUGCAGUCACAACUUUUCUUCACAUUCUUGUUUGUUGGGGUCUUGUUUUCAAGUGUGGCCUUGGGAGCAAAGGAGCUGCCUUAGCAAUAACCAUUUCAAAUUGGGUUAAUGUGUUUGUGUUAGCAAUAUACAUAAAGUUUUCUCAGGCAUGUAUUAAGACAUGGACAGGAUUUUCGAGUGAAGCAUUGCACGGUAUUGUGAGCUUCUUAAGGCUUGCUCUCCCAUCUGCAAUUAUGAUAUGCUUUGAAUAUUGGUCAUUUGAGAUGGUUGUUCUACUUUCUGGUCUUCUUCCCAAUCCAAAGCUAGAGACAUCUGUAUUAUCUAUAAGCCUUAACACAUGCUGGAUGGUCUAUAUGAUCUCUGUUGGUCUUGGUGGUGCUAUAAGCACACGGGUAUCAAACGAGCUUGGCGCUGGGAAUUCACAAGGUGCCCGGUUAGCUCUCAGAGUGAUGAUCAUUAUAGCAAUCACAGAAGGUGCAACGGUCGGGGUCACGACAGUUUUGGUACGCCAUGUUUGGGGAAGGCUCUACAGCAAUGAAACAGAAGUGAUCAAUUAUGUUGCUAAAAUGAUGCCACUUUUAGCAUUAUCUGACUUCCUGGAUGGAUUCCAAUGUGUGCUUUCAGUCCAUUUGUUUUGUAGGAGCUGCAAGAGGAUGUGGAUGGCAAAAUCUCUGUGCAGUUAUCAACCUCGGAGCUUAUUAUGUUGUGGGAAUUCCUUCUGCUAUCCUCUUUGCAUUUGUCUUACAUAUUGGAGGCAUGGGGCUCUGGAUGGGAAUCAUUUGUGGACUUCUUAUACAAGUUUUGGCACUUGUUACAGUAAAUGCCUGUACUAACUGGGAUCAAGAGACAGCAGAAGCCUGGCGCAGGGUUCAGAAAAGCAGCCUUAUCGACAAAGCACCAUAGAGUUGCAUUUUGCCGCAAAUCACGACAGCCAGUUGAACCUAGAUUGUUACAUUUAGUGAGGAAAGCUAAAGAUUCUGCAUAGAUAAUGAAGCAAAUAUGUGCAAAAAAAUCAGUUAGCAGUUAAGAAAUUCACCAAAUGUACAUUAAUUACUCUCCAUACCAAAGAAGCUAUUCAUUGUUGUAUCUAUCAUGCUAGCUAAUAACAUUGGGAAAUCCAAAAUAAUGUCCAAACAAGUUCACGGCAAAAAGCAUUUUAAGACUUCAUAAAAGCUUCUGUCAGAACUA